Messenger RNA from Chrysemys picta bellii (western painted turtle), 2436 nucleotides. The record is from RefSeq and is a predicted model, not a curated record. NCBI's taxonomy places the organism in Eukaryota, Metazoa, Chordata, Testudines, Emydidae.
AUGCCCUUCCAGCCGCACUGCCCCUCACUCCCAACCCACAGGCCCCUCCCCCCCAUCCCUGCUGGGGCCCUUCCCCCCCCCGACCCGCCGCCCCCUGCCAGCCCCCCUCACGCUGUCUGGCCCCCCAGGCAGAUCGUGAAGUCUCUGAACGCCAAGGACAUCGGGAUGAAGAUCUUUGAGGAUUUUGCCAGCAGUUGGUACUGGAUUCUCAUCGGGCUGCUGAUCGCCAUGGCGCUGAGUCUGCUGUUCCUGCUGCUGCUGCGGCUGGUGGCCGGGGUGCUGGUCUGGGUGCUGAUCCUCGGGGUGCUGGCCGUCACCGCCUACGGGAUCUACCACUGCUGGCGGGAGUACAGCACCUUGCGCGCGGCCGGCGCGACCAUCAGCAACGUCGGCUUCACCACCAACCUGAGCGUCUACUCCAAUGUGCAGGAGACGUGGCUGGCAGCCCUGAUAAUCCUGGCUGUGGUGGAAGGCGUCCUCCUCCUCCUCCUCAUCUUCCUCCGCAAACGCAUCCUCAUCGCCAUUGCGCUCAUCCAGGAGUCUAGCCGGGCCAUCGGCUACAUGAUGUCCACCCUGUUCUACCCACUGGUCACUUUCCUCCUGCUCCUCAUCUGUGUGGCCUAUUGGGCCAUGACGGCUCUCUAUCUGGCCACGUCCGGGACUCCCUUGUAUCGUGUCACCAGCGGCAAUUCCAGCGACCCCAGGUGCUUUGGGAUCUCUGGCAACGACACCUGUAACCCCAUGACGUUCAACGCCUCCCGCUACCUGCCCUGCCCGGCCGCGGGCUGCACCUUCUACAAGUACAACGACGAGGGGCUCUACCAGCGCAACCUCUUCAACCUGCAGCUCUACAACGUGGUGGGGCUGCUGUGGGCGGCCAACUUCGCGCUGGCGCUGGGGCAGUGCGUGCUGGCCGGCGCCUUCGCCUCCUACUACUGGGCGCGGGACAAGCCCCGCGACAUCCCCGCCUGCGCCGUGGGCAGCGCCUUCCUGCGCACGCUGCGGUACCACACGGGGUCGCUGGCUUUCGGGGCCCUCAUCCUCACCAUCGUCCAGCUGAUACGCAUCCUCCUGGAAUACCUGGACCACAAACUCAAAGGAGCCCAGAACCCCUUCACACGCUGCCUGCUUUGCUGUCUCAAGUGCUGCUUCUGGUGCCUGGAGAAAUUCAUCAAAUUCCUCAACAGGAACGCCUACAUCAUGAUUGCGAUCUAUGGGAAGAACUUCUGCACCUCUGCCAAGAAUGCCUUCAAACUGCUCAUGCGGAACAUCCUCAGGGUGGUGGUGCUGGAUAAGGUGACUGACCUGCUGUUGCUCUUUGGGAAGCUGCUGGUGGUGGGGGGCGUCGGGGUCCUUGGGUUCUUCUUCUUCUCGGGCCAGAUCAAGAUCUCCGACCCCCGGUUCAGCUCGCCCUCCCUCAACUACUACUGGCUGCCCAUCCUGACGGUGGUGGUGGGCGCCUACCUGAUCGCCCAGGGCUUCUUCAGCGUCUACAGCAUGUGUGUGGACACCCUCUUCCUCUGCUUCCUGGAGGACCUGGAGCGGAACGACGGCUCGGUGGAGAAGCCGUACUACAUGUCGACCUCCCUCAUGAAGAUCCUCAACAAGAAGAACAAGAAGGCGGAGACGAAAUAGCCCCCGCCAAGUGCGGGGUGCUGCCCCUCCCCCGCCACUCCAUUUCCUGUGGGGGAGCCCCCUUCGCCCCCCUGCCCCGUGGCCAUCUUGCAUUGCAGGUCCCUUCCCCUCAUGGGCAUUACUUCCUGUCGGCCAUAUUGUAGCAUGGGCCCGCUCCCAUCCCCACCAUUGCCAACCUUCCCCUCGCGGCAUCACUUCCUGUCGGCCAUAUCGUAGCGUAGGCCUGCGCCCUCUCCCACCAUUGCCAACCUUCCCCUCGAUGACGUCACUUCCUGUUGGCCAUAUUGUAGUGUGGGCCUGCUACUUAAGUGACUGCAGCCAAGCUCCCUCACAUUAGCUCCACUUCCUGUUGGCCCUUUGACUCGGGGCGGCCCGCGCCAUAGUCCAGGCUGCCGCCUCUCCAGCCUGGUUCCUCCAUGUUGUCGUGCGCCAUCCGCCCCAUUUCACGCUGCUGUCGGCCAUCUUACUUUUCCAACCCCUGCCCCCUCAUCUUCCUGUCUCGGCCCAGGUCAGGUCCUGUCCGCCCACAGCCCACCCUUGAUCCUGCUAAUGGCCACCUUCCUUUCAGUCCCUGUGUCACUUCCUGUCCAUGGCCAAUCCAGGCCAUGCCACAUGCUGUAGGAAUUACCAUAAUCAAAAGGCAUCUCCCCUUUAUGCCCCCCCCAAUACUCCUCCCCAGCCCUUCCCCCCCCAGCGGCUUAGCCAAGGAAAUGCUGUAUAUAGGACCUCUCCGGUUGUCUCGCUAGAGACGAAGGGCAUUAUGUAGGAAGGAGAUUUUAUUAAAGAUGAUUUAUUGAUUAA